Sphaeramia orbicularis (orbiculate cardinalfish) is the source of this 1427-nucleotide messenger RNA. RefSeq names its product testis expressed 9 (gene tex9). The record is from RefSeq and is a predicted model, not a curated record. Lineage: Eukaryota; Metazoa; Chordata; Actinopteri; Kurtiformes; Apogonidae. The transcript is spliced from 12 exons. Bases 1 to 1212 code for a protein of 403 amino acids.
AUGGCUGAAAGAAGUUCUGUAAAAAACGCCGUCGUGUCGCAGGUGAAGAAGCGCCCAUCCUCUGACAGUAAGGCUCAGAGACCUAAAAAGGUUGAAAUGAGAUCCCAGGUAAAAUCAGCUCCUGCCCCUACAAAAAGCCACAGUGAUGACCUUUUUGCUAAGGAGGAACAAUACUUACUCUUAAAUGCAGAGCUGGAAGCUAAAACAGCAGAUCUAGUAAGACAGGCAGAACAGCUUAUGAAAGAACAUAAUGAAGUUCUGUCAAAGCCCUUAUCCACACUCCUGCUUUCAGACCGUGAAGAUGAAGAGGAUUCCAGGGUUGUAAAGCUUAAACAACCCUGCAAUAUACCAGAGCCCAGUGUAAAGGCAGUGAUCAAAAAAAAGGUCACAUCAAAAAAUGCAACUACUGAAAAACAAAGAAAACAGCCUCACUGUAAAACACAAACCCAAAAGGUAACGUUUGCAGAUGAUUUAGCAGCUGUAGAAGAUUCAGCAGAUUAUUUCUUGGCAAAGACCAUACAGAGCAUGGAGGAGAAAAUGAACGACUCUGAUACUCAUGAAAAUGACGCCCCAUCAGCUGAAGACAAUGGUGGAUCUGGUAUUUCAGAUGCUCAAAUACGUGUCCUAAAGGCAAAACUGAGGAUUAUGCAAGAGGAACUGGAUCAACUAUCCUGUGAAUAUUACAAAAAGGAUGAUGAAAAUGCUAAGCUCAGUGCAAAAAUCAAGGAGAUUGAGGAGGAUCGAGCCCGACUGCAGAAGACGACAAGCAUCCAACAGACGCAGAUAGAGAAGCACAAAGCGUUAGCUGAGGAGUCUGCCAAGAAAUGUGAUGGUCUUCAGUUGCAAGUGGCUGGUUUACAAAAGGAAAUAGAAAAUCUCAACAGAUCCCACAAACAGGCAGCAGCUUUCCACAGUACAGUGGAGGUUCGCCUCAACAGAGCAUUGGAAGAGACGGAGAGGUUAAAGACUCAACUUACCAAGAUGCAACAGGCCAACAAGGACAAGAUAAAUGAGGAACAUCAAAGUAGAGGAAAUCUACUUGCUGAAAACAAAAUCCUAAAAAAGCAGAAAGCUGAACUCAUUGUGGGCUUCAAGAAGCAACUCAAGCUGAUCGACAUUCUCAAAAGACAAAAGAUGCAUUUUGAAGCUGCCAAACUUCUGUCAUUUACAGAAGAGGAGUUCAUGAAAGCUCUGGACUGGGGGAAAUCAUAAAAAAAUAAGAUCAGUGUCAGUUAAAAGCAGCUUUAUGGAAUUGGUCUGUAUGUUUUAAAUGCUUAGAGUUUGAGGUUAAACAUCAUAUUACGAGAUUGAGCUUUAGUUGAUCCCAUUCAGCAAUCUCACCCAAGAAUCUGUGGAAUAAAUUUAUUAAUGACAUAAUUUGCAAAGUUAGUUUUUAUUCUUGGAGAUACCACGGGAACUUGGUGUCU